This is a messenger RNA of Candoia aspera, 2088 nucleotides long. RefSeq names its product zinc finger matrin-type 2 (gene ZMAT2). Gene Ontology annotation, biological process: mRNA splicing, via spliceosome. Bases 108 to 707 code for a protein of 199 amino acids. Gene Ontology annotation, molecular function: nucleic acid binding; zinc ion binding. The transcript is spliced from 6 exons. Gene Ontology annotation, cellular component: spliceosomal complex; U4/U6 x U5 tri-snRNP complex. NCBI's taxonomy places the organism in Eukaryota, Metazoa, Chordata, Lepidosauria, Squamata, Candoiidae. The record is from RefSeq and is a predicted model, not a curated record.
GGUGCCUCUGCAACCAGGAAGCCCUUCCAACGCCUCUGAGCCUGCCCUUCCCGUGCGCUAGAAGGGCGCGCGUUGCUUUCCGGCUUUCCGGACGCUUCGGAGGCAAGAUGGCGUCGAGUAGUGGGGCUAAAAACCUAGACUUCCGCCGAAAGUGGGACAAAGAUGAAUAUGAGAAGCUUGCAGAGAAACGACUUACAGAGGAAAGAGAGAAGAAAGAUGGCAAACCAGUACAACCUAUCAAGCGUGAGCUUCUGCGGCAUCGAGAUUACAAAGUGGAUCUGGAAUCCAAAUUGGGAAAAACCAUUGUUAUUACCAAAACUACUCCUCAAUCUGAGAUGGGAGGGUAUUAUUGUAAUGUCUGUGACUGUGUAGUGAAAGAUUCCAUCAACUUCCUUGAUCAUAUCAAUGGCAAAAAACAUCAGAGGAACCUUGGUAUGUCCAUGAGAGUAGAGCGUUCUACUCUGGAUCAAGUGAAGAAACGCUUUGAAGUGAACAAGAAAAAAAUGGAGGAGAAACAGAAGGAUUAUGACUUUGAGGAGAGGAUGAAGGAGCUCAGAGAAGAGGAAGAAAAGGCCAAAGCCUACAAAAAGGAAAAACAGAGGGAGAAGAAAAGGAGGGCAGAGGAAGACUUGACAUUUGAAGAGGAUGAUGAAAUGGCAGCUGUAAUGGGUUUCUCUGGUUUUGGCUCAACCAAGAAAAGCCACUGAUGAGCCACAAACUGUCUUCUGGAUGGCUACUGUUUCUGUCCUGCUGGUGCUUCAAAAUCCUAGGAAGACUUUUGCAAAGAAUUUGUAUCUAAAUAUUCUGUUGGAAGUUGGGAAACAAUUCCACACUUCCUGUGUGGGGCUGAUUCUGCCCUGCCAUCAGUAGAAUCUUCCUGUCUGAAAAGGUAGCACCACAUUUGCCUGUGUGUUGGUAACUCUGAAUCUCAAAUAAGAAACUAGUAUCUCCCCUCCCCUGGUCCCUUGACAAUAUUUAGGGAUGCAUCUUUUUUCCAGAUCUGCUUGAAUGCACAUACACUCUCACACAGAAUUCUGUGAAGAUUAUGGAGUGAUUUUUUAAGAACUCCAUUCCUCUUGGCCUUGUCUGCAGCUUCCUGUUUUCUGGUGCAAGUUCUGCUUGCUUCUUACUUUAUAUUGUACUGCUCUGUGUGCAUGAGAGAUGUGCUACUGGGUAUAUUUUUUUUCUUUUAAUAAACUCAUAAAAAUCUAGUGCAAUGGGGUUUUUUAAACUGUUUUAUAAAGUGUUUAUAUAUGGGGUGGGGCGGGGUUUGGUAUGCUUAUCUAUGCUAUUAUUUUUCAGGACCCACAGGAGAUUAUUAUAACCUGUAUAACUGAGCAAGGGUGUAUUGUCUACACCCUUAGCUUGCUGAAUUUUUUAAAGAAUAUCUCCAGCUGGUAACUUAGGAGGAUCAAGGUUUCUCCUUGAUCCCCUUUCAUUGAUAUAGAUAGUAAAUAAAUGAAUAUAUGAGACUUUGGUAGGAUUAGGCUAAUGUGAAAAAAAUAACAUUUUCUGAAAAAGCAAUAAAUUGUGGUGCUCUGCUCUAAAAAUAGAGAAUUUUUCUCAUCAGGAGAAGAUGACCCCAGUGGGAAUGCCUGUAUCUUUAAAAAAAAAUGAAAUCUCCAGUUUAAAGGUUUUCCAAGGUUAGAACAGUAAAUUGCCCUUUGGGUUUAAUGCAAGUACUGAGAAGGAAUCCCAGAUGAGUCUCUUUUCCAUUAAACUAGAAUGAUCCUUGCCAGUAUCUUGCCACUGGCCAUAUUGAAUAGAUAUCUCUGAGUUUUAUCAGAACGGAUGGGGGUUUGAUAGAGAAGAAGGGGCUUUCUUGCCAUCUUGAUUCAGACUGGAGAAAUGUUAUCAGUGCUGCUCUAGCUGCUGUUUAUGCCCCAUGUCAUUUUCAUUGCUUUCUUAAUUUUAGUUCAGCCAACCCCACUGUGACUCAUUCAUUGGUUUAGGAGGAUUUAUAUCUAGCAUGACUGAUUUUCAUAGUCUCUCCCUUAUAGUGAUGGGAUCAUUGUUCUUGCCUUUCUCCUCACUUUAAUUAAAUCUUACGUUCUUUCAUAUACAGGUAGAAUAAAUCCUAUGAUGCUU